Molecule: messenger RNA, 1673 nt
Organism: Jaminaea rosea
Lineage: Eukaryota; Fungi; Basidiomycota; Exobasidiomycetes; Microstromatales
Product: P60-like protein
Exons: 1
Coding region: 30-1457 (475 amino acids)
Biological process (GO): ribosomal large subunit assembly; rRNA processing
Cellular component (GO): nucleolus
Molecular function (GO): 5S rRNA binding
Source: RefSeq, a predicted model, not a curated record
CAUCACUCCAUCCAUCAUCAAUCGCCAGGAUGCCGCCCACACGCACAUCUGCCGCCGCUUCUUCCUCCUCCUCUGCCUCCUCAGGCAAGUCAGCGUCACGCCCCCAACCCUCACGCAAGGGCAAAGCAGCCUGGCGACGCAACAUCGACCUCUCAGAGGUGGACUCACACCUCGAGUCGAAACGAACAGCAGAGCGGUUGGGUCUCAUCGAUUCUGGCGCUGCUUCCUCCUCUUCCUCCUCCUCCUCUGCUGCGCCCUUUGAGCUAGACACGAAAGGGGAUGAAGCACUAGGCAACAGACUGAGGCAAAAACGCACCAAGCGACCCUUGAAGAGCCUACAAGUCCUCGAGAACGAGAGUGCCGUACCCGCCUUCAAUGGGAAGCGCUCCUCCUCCUCGUCCUCCUCCUCCGCUACGUCGUCGCGCAAGGGGACGGGCAAAAUGAGCAAGAGCGAAAAGGAACGUCUCACUCGCCUGGCAAAGCGCGACAUCAAGGGUGCAUUUGGCGUAGUUGUGGAGCCCGAAGUCCAGCAGGGGCAACGCGCGAUGCAGAGUGUCAAGGGAACGGUGAUGCGCACACCGGAGGAGGAUGCGUGGCAGCGUGCCGUUCAGAGUGUUGAGGGUGCGGCUGCGGGUGCGACCUCUACGUCGUCGUCUACGAAGCGUAGUGUCCUCCCCUCUCUCUCGAAGCCAACGACGGCCCAGUCAUACAAUCCGACGGCAAAGAGCCACGAGGAGCUCCUCCAACGGGCAUACGAGGCUGAGAUGAAGCGAUACGCCGAGGAACAGGCGAAUAGGGAGUACAAGGAGAAGUGGAACGCGGGAGGGGCUGCGGCUGCUGAGGAUUCGGAGGGCGCAGAGGGUGCGAAGCGAUGGGCGGGCAUGCUGAUCGACGAUGCAGAGGCUGCGCAGGAGGACGAGGACGAGGAAGAGGAGGAGGCGUCCACAAGCCGUACCAACACGGCGGCGCCGCCGCAACGCAAGACACGCACGCAACGCUUGAAGGACCAGCGCAGGCAGGAGGCAGAACGUCAGCUCGCUCUGAAACGAGCCCAGAAGAUGCAACGCGGCAUCGUCUCCCAACUCCCCUCUAUGGCCAAGAGUCUCAAGAAACAAGAGGCUCAACGCCUCGCCACCCGCGAAGCGCGCAAGGCCACCGAAUUGGAUCGAAUGGCAGCAGAAGGUCUCGCGGGGCGACGAUCGGGCAAACAUCUCGUACCACAAUCCAUGGCACAACGCGAUGCGCUGCGCGUUGCACUGGAUGAAGACUUGACCGAAUCUCUUCGAGCACUCAAGGCUGAAGGGGCCGAUGCGGGCGGGGCUUUCCGAGAACGGUGGGAUAGGAUGGUGCUUAGGGGAUUGGUGGAGCCCCGUGUUCCCAAGGGGGCGGGGAGGGAUAAGGGGAGGAGGAGGAAGGGUAGGGAGUACGAGACGCAUGCGUAUAAGCGAUUCGAGUAGGUGCCGCAGGGGGGGAUGGAGAUUGCAGGGGAGAAGGGGAAGGACGAUCAUGCUCAGCUUCGUACUGGUGGGAUUGAAAGAAAUUUCGUCACUUCUUGAUUGCACCGAAAGAUCGUCUCUUCGUCUCUCGUCUCUCGCCUCUUCGUUUGACUACGUCUACACACCCACGCCGCCUCACUCUACGCGGCCAAUCGACUAAUAACAAACUUGACACCC